AUGGCCGGGCACAUCUCUUCCGAUCUUUCUCGCUCUGCGUCUCAAUCCUCUCAAACGCCUCGACCGUCUCAAGGACAGACUGGCGAAUCCAUGUCCCGUCAAUCCUUCGGUCGCUCCUCCCGCUCCAAUCCUAAUGUCUUCUCCGACGAAUACUCUCUCGAACCGCUGGAUCCUGAUCGAAUCGAACGCGCUCCUAGUCCAUCCGGCUCAAUCGCCUCCUCAACAACCCUCCGCUCCAGUAACCACCCCCAGAAGUCGGUCAGCGUCGCCACAACCGAGAACGAGAACCCGUUUGGCGAUGAAGCCCGCGUCUCUUUCGACGAACCUCACCGGUCCAGCCUGCCCCAAAAGGGUGCCAUGGGCAUGCCAAACCAUUCCAACUCAAACUCUGGCGACACCACCCCUACCGGGGUCCAACGCAACCACAGCAUCUCCUCCCGUUUCUCCAUACCGCGCGCACUAAGUCCAUACACCGGAGCCACCGGGCCCAGUCAUCCCUACGCGAUGUACCCUCAGGUUGGCGUUAGCCGGACUGCAAGUAUGACAAGCACCUCGACGAUCCGCCAGAAUGACCGUCCGCUAGGAGAGCCCAUUGGGCCGCAACACCCGUACGCGAUGUACCCACAGAAUGUUGUCGAGGAAGGGAUGGAUGAUUCGUUGAUUCCCGUUGGCUUCCCCGGUCACAAUCAGCAUUACCAGCCGCCUGCCACUCGUCGAGACGAUGAUGUAGGCGAUAUCAUCGGGGCUGAUGGCCACACGGAGCCACUGCCGCCUUAUUCCCGCUACCCAACGGGCGCUAUCCCCAAGCCUCCAGGGACAGAAAACUUGUCAGACUCAACGCUUCAACCAGAGGAACAUCAAUUGGAUACGGUGUCACGAGAGGCCCCGAUUUCGAAUGCUUCGUCAAGGGGUGGUAUUGUUUCUGAGCAAACCCCGAAUGGCGAUGGCGAUGGCGCACAAAGAGCGCCACUCACCGGCAUAAUGGCCUUUGAGGAAAAGCUCAAACGGAAGGGGAAACAGACUGCGUGCUGUGGGCUACCGGUUUGGACUUUGGUCCUAAUUGGAACAGUGAUGGUAAUCGGAGGAUGCAUCGGAGGGGCUAUUGGAGGCGUUAUAGGAACGAAGAGAGCCGCCGAUGCCCAGGCAAGUGCGGCAGCACAAACCAGCGGUCCACGAGUGGUCACUGUCACAACUCCUCCGCAGAUAGAUGCCACCAGUUUAACGGCCACACCGACCAACCUUUUACCACUUCCUACCUCCGGCAGCUACGUCAUUCCUUCAAACCCUCAGAACCACUCGAAACUGUGUGUUGAGGACCAACAACUGAAGGAUGCCUGGGGUUGUAUGCGAGAUGACACUGAUACCGAGAUCUACUUUGGUGGACCUGACGGCCACCAUUCCGUUAUUUUCGGCAACCAACCCCCAAGCAGCACCUUUACCUAUGGGGCUCAGCCGCCCUAUCUACCCCAACCAACUCAGCCUCUAAGAAUGAUGAUCGAUACCCGUGAGAUAAACAUGGGUCCGGCCCUGUUCUUCUCGACCCUGUUCAACAAACUGGUCAUUGUUCCCGAGGACGAGUUCUCAAGCACGCCAAUGAAGCGGGACUUCGGCGGUGGGUACCCGGACUUUAGCAAGAAGUACACCCAAUUUUCGGAAGUUGGGCAGAAGCCAUGGUUCUGUUGGUGGAACAAGACGAUGAUGGAGUUUUUCAUCUAUGUCAACCAAACCACCUUGAAUACCCAAGGCACUGGAACCGCCUCCUACGACAGUGAGAUGCCUGCUGCCACAGCCACCUCGUACCAGGAGUCCAAGCGGGACUUUGGACAUCUUGAGAGCUACCCGCGGAGGAUCAAGAUCGAUGAACGACGAGAUUCUCCAGAUGCUGUUCAACCCUAUUGCCAGCAGAUGGAAGUGAUGUCCAACGGGCAGAUUACUCCUCUGUCUGGGGAAUAUUUCAAUGUUCAUGAGAUUGAGCCCACCCCGACGACCACCUAUAUCAACCCUCAGGGCACCAGCCAGACAUACACAGCUCAGGCACAAUACGGGACGCCUUGCUAUUGUGUUUCUCUGACCGAUUAG
This is a messenger RNA of Penicillium riverlandense, 2079 nucleotides long. RefSeq lists its product as uncharacterized. The coding region runs from base 1 to 2079 and encodes 692 amino acids. The transcript has a single exon. The record is from RefSeq and is a predicted model, not a curated record. NCBI's taxonomy places the organism in Eukaryota, Fungi, Ascomycota, Eurotiomycetes, Eurotiales, Aspergillaceae.